GGCACAUUGAGGCUCCUCCCCUCCCCCCGUUACCACCGAUUCAACCGUCUCGAGCUGCUGCUCCGGUCAGUUACUACAAAAUGGCUGCACAGGCUCCUCCGCAAACGAGAAUCUCCUGAACGCUUCAUGCUGUGAGAAGAAGCAACAAACAAGAGAAGAGAACCAUUUGAUGGAAGAUAAGAAAAAGAAAAAACAAGAAGAGAAGAAAAAGAAAGACACUGCUCAGAAAAAGGCCACAGAACUGAUAACCAAAGUGCCAGACUCUGCAAAGCUCGACCCCACCCCUCCUCUUCCCCCCGUCAGCCCCAGUGCCGUCCCGUCUGUAUCCCCAAGCAGUGGCAAUGGCAAGCGCGCCCCCUCCGGAGGUCAGCCGCAGACAGCACAGCAGCCCCAAACUCUGCUCCAGCAGCGCUACCCGCCUAGAGAGGUGCCCCCGCGUUUCCGUCAACAGGAGCACAAGCAGCUGUUGAAGAGGGGCCAGCCUCUGCCCUCGGGAACCCUGCCUCUCGUCACCCCAGGACAUCCUGCCACUACUGAACCUGCAGCAGCAGUAGCCAUACGCUCCUCCUGCUCCACUUCUUCUACAGCCACCCUGCCUACAGAACUGCCCCCACAGAGCAGCCAGGGAGCCCAGUAUGAUAAUCCCCUCUGGGGACACCUGCCAGCCAACAGGAGUGCCACAAGUGCUGCAUCUUCCACCAGUCUCAGUGGCUGGGAUCAACUGAUCAUUGACCAGAAGGACACAGAGGCUUGGCCUUCUAUUACCCUCAGCCAGAGCCAGGCCCCUCCAGGAGGAUGCCCUUUGGAUACUGACCCUGGUCACCUGACCAGCAGCAGCAGUAGUACUAGUAGUAGUUGUAGUACAGUGAAUAUGGCCACAGGGGCCAAUAGCCAGUCAGGCCAUUUCCCUGCCAACCACCUUAGCAGCAAGGCCAACACUGGGCCCAGCCCUGCCAAUCAUACUGGAACCAGCAUGCUCCCCAGCCAGGUUGCAGCUAAUCGCAGCUGGGGCUCUGGGCCUGGACCUUCCCAUUGCCCCCCUCAGUCCUCAGUGGGGAGUGAAGGGAAGAGUGACAGCCCAAUAGGGGGAGGAGGCAGCAGGGGUUGGGGCUCCUCUUCAUCAUCCUCAACCGCCAACUUUAACUUGAACCUAAACCCUAAUGCCAACCCUUCUGCCUGGCCCAUGUUAGGGCAUGAUGGGGGUGGCACAGGGGGAGGCAGCUCAGGGGGAGCCAAUACCAUUUCACCUCCUCAACCUACACCCAACCUCUGUAAUCAACUUGGCCCCCCACCAGCCCAGACCAGCACCUGUACUGGAGCCAACACUAACAGCAACUCCUCGGGGAUUGGCAGCGCCUGGGGUAGCAUAAUGGCCUCUGACACAUCAGAGCCACACCCCUCCCCGUCCACGAAUGUGUCUUUCAGUUCAGAACCUCAGAACCUUAAAACUGAUGGACCAAAUCACACUAAUAAGCAGGAACCUCCCAGCCCCAUCCACAAGUUGCCUGGCUGGGCUAGUGCACCUGUAGGCUUGGGUUCCAUGGGCCAACCUCCACCAGGGGGACCACAGGUCAAUGGAGAAGAUGGUAGCUCAGUAUGGGGUAACAGUGGCGACUCAAAGGCAUCAUCUAAGGAGGCACCUGGCUGGGACUCUGGUUGGGGGAAUGGAGGAGCUGCAGCAGGAAACUCUGGCAGCUGGGGUGAACAGUCUGGUGGAGGCUGGGGGAAGCAACACACUGAAGAAGCCCAGGGAGGCUGGGAUGCCCCCAGCUCUCCUCCCCAGGAUCCACAGGCUAGUCCUUGGAGCAGAGCUGUGAGCACAGCUGGUGCCAGUGAGGGAAGCAGUGACAGCAUGGAAGGACAUCCCCGGCGCAGAGACCGCUCGUCCAGAGAUAAUCCAGCUCCUCUGCUGCCUGCCCAGGAUCUGGACCCUAGGGUGUUGUGUAAUACUGGCUGGGGACAGACCCCUGUCCGCCAGCACACCUCCUGGGACAUGGAUGAUACUAAAUGCAAGAAUGAUGUUGGCACUGAAUCAUGGGGCUCUGGCCCAACCACUCCGAGUGAUACUCAGGGGCCCUCCAACACUAACAUGGGCCCGUCUCAGAGGACUGAACCUGGGAGCAAAAAUGAUGUACCUGGUUCUCAGGGAGCUUCAGGUUGGGGUGGAAGCAUAGCUGCUACUAGCCAACCUAGCUCUGGUUGGGGAGAGCCUCCUAACAACAUUAAGCCCACAGGUGGCCCUGGUGGCUGGGGGAACCGUCCUUCAGGAGGCCCCUCCACAGAUAUACCCAAGAAUGGCAGUCAGUCCUGGGGAGAGGAGAAGUCAUCUGGUUGGGAUGAUUCCCACAUAAAGGCAGCAUCCCAGGGCUGGGGAGAGCAACCCAAAGCAUCCCACAGCUGGGGCAAUAGUGGAGGGACCAAUAAUACAGGGGACUGGAGGGAACCAGAAGAGAGCAAAAAGAGUUCCACCAACCCUGGGUGGGAAGGAGAGCCAGGAAGCUGGAAGGAAAAACCACGAGGCUGGGGAAUGCCUUCUUCAGGACCUGGGAUAUCUGGAGCUGGAGGAAGUGGUGGCUGGGGAGAGUCAGUUUGCCAGCGUCCCAGUGGACCUCCCCAAGGGUGGGGAGGCAAGCCUCAGGAUGGACCCAGUGGUAGUAGUGGAGGAGGGAGCAUGGGCUCUUGGGGUGGUUCAGGCACAGUGAAGCAGGGCGGAGGCUGGAGUGGCAGUAAGCAGGAGUCCUCAGCUGAACCUACAGGUUGGGAAGAGCCCUCCCCACCUUCAAUUCGACGUAAGAUGGAGAUAGAUGAUGGGACCUCAGCUUGGGGUGACCCUGGUACCUACAACAAGGCAGUCAACUUGUGGGACAGGAACAAUCCGGGAAUGUCACAGGCUAAAGUCAACACUGGAGGCAAUAACCCCCCAGGCCCCAAUAACAGCCAUCCCCACUCUCACAAUCACUCCUAUCACGGGCCAACUGCACCUUUACAGAACCACACCCAAAACUCCCAAAACCCAGCGCCCACCAGUGGACCCAUGGAUCCUGUUGUCCAACACCAGCCUGGGUCAUCUCACAACAUUGGUCCUCUCAUAGCUCAAGGUUGGGGAGAGAUGCCCAGCUCCCACACAAAAUCAGAUAGCUCUUGGGGGGAACCUGCAGCCUCUCCGGUCAGUGUGGACAAUGGGACAUCAGCCUGGGGCAAACCCACUGGGAGCUGUGGAGGCUGGGGAGACAGCAACCCAGACAGCUAUGGCAGGGGAAACCCAGCGCUGACAUCUGCAUCUUGCAAACCUGCCCCCAAACCUAUGCAAGACGGAUGGGGAGGUGGAGGUGAAGAGCUGAACUUGUCGGGGGGUCAGUGGGAUGCUGAGGAGGGAGACAUGUGGAACAGCGCUGCCUCCCAGGAGAGCAACUCCUCCUGUAACUCUUGGGGCAAUGCAUCUAAAAAGGUCCAACAGAAGGGAAAGGUCCCAGGGAAGCAAGAAGAUGCUUGGAUCAUGAAUUGUCUCAUCAAACAGUUGACAGACAUGGGCUUCCCUAGGGAUCCGGCAGAGGAGGCUCUGAAGAGCAACAACAUGAACCGGGAUCAGGCCAUGAGUGCUCUGCUGGAGAAGAAGACAGAGUUGGACAAGCGGGGGAUGGGGAUUACUGGCCACGACUACAACAACGGGCUCAUCAACAAGCCUAUGAGCUGCCCUCGGCCUCCACUUCUUUCCAAAGACCCCUCUACAGACCCCCGCUUGCCCUUCAUGGAUAAGCAGAUGCAGAGUGGAAUGUUUGGCGGUGGUGGAGCAGCACAAGCCCGGGCCAUGCAGCAGCAGCAGCAGCAGCAGCAGCCGCCUCCUCAGCCACCAGUGCCGCCUCUCAGUUCCUCUCAGCCUAGUCUACGUGCUCAAGUGCCUCAGUUUCUCUCCCCUCAGGUUCAAGCACAGCUCUUACAGUUUGCAGCAAAAAACAUUGGUCUGAAUCCUGCACUUUUAACCUCACCAAUAAACCCUCAACAUAUGACCCUUCUGAAUCAACUUUACCAGCUGCAACUGGCAUACCAGCGUUUACAAAUUCAGCAGCAGAUGUUGCAGGCGCAGCGCAACGUUUCUGGCCCCAUUCGACAACAAGAGCAGCAAGUUGCACGUACAAUCAAUAACAUGCAGCAGCAGAUCCAACAGCACCAGCGUCAGCUGGCCCAGGCUCUGCUGAUGAAGCAGCAGCAGCAACAGCCGCCCCCCUCCCACCCUGGCCUGCAUCCUGGUGGGGCCAAAUCCACCCUGGAUUCAUUUCCAGGUCACCCCCAGGCUCCAGGCCUCCCUGACCUGCAGACCAAAGAGCCGCAGUCAUCUCCCAACACCUACAGCUCCUACUCUCUCUCUGGACUGAAUCCAAACAUGAAUGUAAACUGCAUGGAUGUGGGAAGUCUGUCUAUGAAGGAACCCCCCCAGCCUCAGUCGCGCCUCUCACAGUGGACGCAUCCUCACUCCAUGGAAAGCCUCUCUGGAAACUCCUCUCCUCUGGAGCCCAACCUGGGCAAGCAUGGUGCCAACUUGGGACCCCCUGGUAAGCCCCAUCAGCUGGAGGACUCUUACAGCCCCUACAACCUGAUGUCCAGCUCAGAGUCUCCUACCAGCCCCCUGGUCCCCCCAGACAGCUGGGGGCAGGGCAAGAGCAGCAGUGACAAGAUGGCCAAUGGGACCAAUAUCAACUGGCCACCAGAGUUCUGCCCCGGUGUACCCUGGAAGGGUCUCCAGAAUAUCGACCCUGAGACCGACCCCAACGUGACCCCCGGCAGUGUCCCCAGCGGGCCCACCAUCAACACCAACAUCCAAGAUGUCAACCGCUACCUGCUGCGGGACAGGAGUGGAGGCAAGCUGUCGGAGAUGAAAUCUACUUGGUCUCCAGGCCCCAUUUCUCACAGUCAGGCCUCUCUUUCCCAUGAGCUGUGGAAGGUCCCCCAGGGCCCCCGGAGCACCAACACGGCCCCUUCCCGCCCGCCGCCCGGCCUCACCAACACCAAGCCUUCCUCGACUUGGGGGGGCACCUCCCUGGGCCUGGCUCAAGGCUGGAGCAGCUCUUACACCACAGCAGGUACCACAUGGAGUACAGACAGCUCCACCAGGACCAGCAGCUGGCUGGUUUUGAGGAACCUCACUCCACAGAUUGACGGUUCAACUUUGCGUACGCUGUGCAUGCAGCACGGCCCGCUCAUCACGUUCCACCUCAACCUGACACAGGGCAGUGCUGUGGUGCGCUACAGCUCCAAGGAUGAAGCUGCCAAGGCUCAGAAGUCCCUGCACAUGUGUGUGCUCGGAAACACAACCAUCCUGGCAGAGUUUGCUGGGGAAGAGGACGUGAACCGCUUCUUUGCACAGGGCCAGUUGCUUGGCGGAACAACCAGCUGGCAGGCCACUCCAGGCACCAAUCAGACCAGGAUGGGUGGGGCCGGGUCCGGCGCCUCCCAUCCCAUCGGACACUCGCCUCACUGGAACAACAACAACAGCAGCGCUGGCAGCAGCAGCAGUAGCAGCAGCCUGGGAACAGGUGGAGCAAAGACGGGUGGAGAGUUGCUGUGGGGUGGCGUGCAGCAGUAUUCCAGCCUGUGGGGACCUCCGAGUGCAGAGGAGGGACGGGUCAUGGGGAGUCCCACCCCAAUCAAUACGCUGCUGCCUGGGGACCUGCUGAGUGGGGAGUCCAUGUAAGAUGGAAAUGCCCAGGUUUGACAAACACCAACAAGAGCAAAAACCUUGCAAAUCAUUGUGGAGAUAAUCAGUGUGGGUGUAACCAUGAAAAGGAGAGACGAGAGGAGGAUGAGGUUACAUCCUCGCUGCUCGCCCUCGCCAGCCUCCUCUACUCCUUUUUUUUUGUUUUUAGUGACAUUUCAGUUGCAGUUCUUAUAUGAAUCUCAGUGAGAGACUUUGGCCACAGUGUUCAGUUCUUGCUUUUGGAGACACAGGAAGAAGUCUUUCAUCCAGCAUAGACCGAGAACUUUUUACAGAAAUGAACUUUUGAGAAUUUGACGUGUGAAACUUGUACUUUGGUCAAACUGACACAGUGACGAGCUGCCAUCUUUGAACUUGCGUAAUCCCUCUCCGCCUUUUGAGGCAAUCAUACUGCACCUCAGAGAUCCAUUAUAAGGCAUCAUUCCCAAAGUAAAAACCCUUCAAUCAGAGUGGUUGUCGAACUUUCAGCUGAAGCAGACUCAACAUUUGUUUGUCUCAGCACUAAUAUUAGCCUUAACCUCUUUCCUGCCCUGCUAUCCUCACUCACUGUACUUGGUGAAGAAGCAUACGGACACUUGCACACCCUUAUUUCUGAGCCAGAGAAACCUGAGUGGAGAGUACAUGCUGCUGCGGCUUAACAUAAGCAACCACAGCUCACAACUUCAGUGCAUUUUUUGCAAGCAGAUUGAGUUCCCCACACAACGCUCAAAGGGAAUGAUGCAACUCUGUUCGCCGUGUUCAAGCCAUUUAUUUUUGUAGUGGUUUUUUUUUUGUUUGUUUUUGUUUUUUAAACCAUUGUAAACAAAGCUAAGAACUGAUGUGUCUGUCAAUCUUACCUGGUGGGGUGGAAGAGUUUUGGGGGGUUGUCGCAUGUACAGUUAUAGAUGCGAUGGAUGACAAAAUGAACCACUGCUAUUACUAUGGAACUGUAAAGACAAAUACUUCAAUGCACCUCAACUCAUCUGCGGGAGAACUCGCAGUUUGGUCUCAGUUUUUAGACCCUCUCACUGAUGUUGUGGAAAACCUCAAGUCCUAAAUGUUUCCCACCAGUGUGCAGUCAAUGACCCCCCCAGCCCCCAAGCCCCCAACCCCGCUCCACCUGCAAAAACUCCAUCUCAAGUGACGUGCAAUAUAAGCCACAGACUCUACCGUCCAAGCACCCUGCUAUGACCUCUCACAGAAAGAGAGGAGAUUAUAAGGAAUGACUGAACUGCAAAAGCUCUAUCUGCCCUGCGCCCCCCACCCCACCCCACCCCCACCCCCAACCCUAAAACUGCCACUACUACCCUCUCAUCCCCCCACCCACCCCCCAAGAGUGUGUGAGAGUCACUGGAGAGUAGCAAGCUGGUCUUCAACCACCUUCUGUACAAGAUACAAGGACAUACACAAAAGAGCACUUCUUCAGUCAGCCUACUCUCCACUCUUAUGCCAGUGACUAGUUCUGGGGGAGGAGGAGGGACAGGUGUGUGUGUGUGUGUUUCUGUGUAUGUUUGUGUUUACGUGUGCGUGUGUGCUUGGGAAGAAGGCAUCAAACCAAAACGAGAGGAGCCCAUUUUCCUUUUUACCCAGAAGACCAGAUGACCUUUAUUUCUUUUUGUCCAAAUUUGCGUAGGUAAAAAAACAAAAAAAGGUAUGAUGCAAAGAUUUGUGAAUAGGUGGUCUGUCAUAGCACUUAGCAAGAGCGUCACAGCUCGUUAUACCCUUAAUGCCAACAAAUAGAAGAAAGGAGAAGCAACACUGGCAAAUAAAAACUGAAAAAAAAACAAGGACAAAAAGCAAUCUGCUUAGUGGCUUCUCUAUAUACUUAUUUUUUAACUUAACAUGGAUGUGAAGAUGUUUGGUUUUUUUUUUUGGUUUUUUUUUUUUUUUUUUUUUUUAUCCUUCUUCCUUCAAGUCGGUGGGACCAGGAAGGAUGUCAAAAAUGGUAGCAAAGCGAAGGGAAAUACAAAGAAAGGACUAACUCAACUGAUGAUGGGUGCAGCAGGGAAGGACCCCAAAGCACCCAUCCUUACCCUCUUUAUCAAAGUAAAUAUCACUGUUACAUUGCAUACUUUGAAAUCUUUAGCCUUGGUAUCUGGAAAUGCUCAAUGUGUUCAUGUUCUACUGGGUCCAGCAGGGAGGAUCGCCAUCUUUUUCAUCCUUUUGUUCUUUUCAUCUUCUUUCUAUUGGAGGCCCUGCCAACCUGUGUGAUAGUGUGGCCACUGAGUGCCUGCCUGCUGCAGAGCGGCGUCCUCUCUGCAGCAGCCCUCACCCCCACCCUCCCGCUCGCUCAAUCCCUCCCUGCAGAUCCCUACAGACUGGCUUCCCUCCUCUUCCUCCACCCCUCGGCCUCCGGGCCAAGAGCAGCUCUUUCAGAACUGGCCCACCUGUAUUAAAUUUACUACUACUACUACUGCUGCGCCAGAGUCUGUCCUCAGCAACCUCCAGUUCCUCUUUCUGUCUCUCUCUCUCUCUCUCUCCCUGUCUGUCUCUCUUUCUCUCUCUGUCUCUCUCCUGCAAGGAUCACUUUAGCCAGAGAUGGAGAUGUUUGAUGUGUUUUGUUUUGUUUUUUUCUUGGGUUUCACUUACGGAAUUGCCAGUGUGCAUUUUUAUUUUGUUGUUGUUAUGAAGUUUGCUGAUAUUGUUGCUGUUAUCUUUGAUGAUAUAGAUAAUGAUUUUUUUUUUCUGAUAAUGAUUUAAUGGCUUUUUUGAAACAUUGGCCUUUAUGCAGUGUUCAGCUUCUCUCCUGCCCUUCCCACUGCCUCUGAGGCAGAAGCAGUGUGCAGUUUUAGAGGUACGCCUCGGCCGUGCAGCAAGGCCAUACGAAACACUGCAGAUCUCGGCAGAAAAGGCUGGUGGGGAAGCUCUUGUUGGAGUCAGACAGGGGAUUUGAAGAGUCAAAUCAAGUGGGGGGGGGGGAAUGUUGUGUAGUCAAAGGUUGUCCAGGAUAGUGAGCCAACUUCCUUCGUCUAUCCUGGGGCACCCACCUCCACUCUAUGUCGUCUCAUAACACACACACGCACACACACACAUCCCUUUUAGUGUUAAUGGGCCUCACUCACACUGGUGCUUUAUGUUUAACUCUGGGAGCACUCAGUUACACUUAGAACCACCUCAACUGACAACAGCCUUCCAUUUCUAUGCAAAGACAAGGAGGUGUUCUGUCACAGCCCCCCACAUCUUCACUUAUCUCUUGAUCUUUACUACCAGGUAGCUUCCCUUGAACCCCCCCCCCCCCCCCCUCGGAUUAAAUGAAAGGGAUGCUGAAAGAGCCUCUCUUCAAAGGUUUACUCUCCCACUGUGUGGACACACCUACUAGAUGACACUAAACGACCUGCUGGAUGCUCUAGUGGUUGGCAAACGGUCACUUCUUCAGUCUCGUGCCAACUGAUCUACAAAUAUCUACUUCUUCCACCAUGCCAUAUCCUAAUUUAUCUCCACGGAGAUGAGACUUAAGUUUCCUUUAUCGCUGCAGGAGCAUACACCACAGGCUCCAGCUGUAGGAGGCUCGAGGAGUAGAGGGGCAGGACAGAUGAAUGGUGCUGGUCUUUUACAGACAGGGGACUGGAAAUUUAGUGAAGAAGCAGGCUGCAGGCGGAGGGGCGGGGAUCCCUGUAUGUUUCUGUGCACUGUUUAUGGGUUACAUCGGGUACAUCUCUUUAAAUACCAAAAACAUCUUUUUCUUUAUCAUCAAGGUUUUUCGCAAAAACUAAAAACUACAAAAAAAAAAAAGUCUGUUUCAGCUGUGCACUGCGAGGCUGAGAUGUCUGUGUUCUGUUUCUCUGCAAGCUGCCGUCUUCUCGCCCCCAUCUGGGCUCGUUCUACGGGCCGCAUGUGGGGAAACUGUAUCCAGGUGGUCCACUCUGGACCUCCAGCCUGAAGGUCGCGCCAGCCAAUACAUAUAACAGGUCAUUUCUGCACAUCUGGCUUUGGGGUCAGGAUCUAAGCAGGGACCCGGCGUAUCAGCAGAAAUAGGGACACACCUCAAGUUCGGUACCAAGUCUUAAAACUUUCGGGAUUUGCCCUCUUCCAGAGUCACUUUAGACUCGCAUUCAACAGAACAAUCACUAUUGCCUGUGUUGUCUGUUUGUGUGUUAUUUGUUCCUGCAAACCUGCAUUUACUCCACACUGGACUUGAAUCAAGGAACUGGCGUUGAAGCGGGGGAGUGGAAUAGAGUAGGAGGAUGGGUGGCUGGGACGGAGGUCGAGUCUCAGAUGUGCCCUGGAUUUCUUGGCGCAGCACCAGCACUGAGAGCCCCGACCCCCCACCACCACCAACACCAACACCCCUCGCCUGCACUCUUAUCUACCUGUCUAGUGUUGGAAAUCAGAAGUGCUCCCUUUUUAAAAAAAAAAAUAAAAAAAUAAGAAAGAAAAAAAAAGUCACAUGGACUUGAAGGCAACUGGAGCUUGAGCAAAAUACGCUUCUCAAUCAUGGAUCAGACAAGGGUGUGGGGCAGGGGCCCCAAAAAAGAGCUGAAUUAGCAACUCUCUUUAAAAACAAAGGCCUGGGUUGAAUAUGCACAUGCUAGUUCAUAUACAGUAUACAAGAAAGAGAACACGAUGGGUGUGUGUGUGUAUAUGGCUAGAUCUCUCUGUUUUCCACUUAGCCUAAGCCCCCUCCCUGCCCUGCCUUCAGCCCUAACCCUGUGUAUCCUCCUCAACAUGAUAUUUCCCAGAAGACAAGAUCAUAAACAUAUCAGAGUAAUACAAAAUAAUGAAAUCAAAUACUUGAAUCAAAAGAAGCGCCAAUAAUGUAAUGUGAAAACUUUUUGUAGUGGUUUUUUGUCUCAUUCAUACACUUCAGAGAUUUUUGAUAGCAUUGGUUCAGAGUGAAUUAAAUUUGAAAUAUGAGUGUUGUUGAAAACAAAGGUCGAUAUAAAGGCAAAUUUACAUCUGUUGUAUUUUGAGUGUUUGCACAAGGCUGCUUGUACUGUAUGUUGUACGAAUGACUGUUUUAGUGCGUGAGGUGAAUAUUCGUGUGAGAGCUCACGAUUACAGCGGAGGAACCUCCGCCUUGUGAUUCUUUUCAAUUCAGUAUACUUUGGUUGUUGAUUUUAUUUGUUGUUUUGUUUGUUUGUUUUUUUUCUUUUGCUUGUCAAAAAUAUAUUCUGAUGUUAAUUGUUACUAGCCUCUAGCGUUGCACUGAGUGUCGGCCUCACCCCUCAUCCAGCUAAACGAACAACAUGAUACAAGUACUGAGGGGAGACGGGGACAGUUCAUGUGUAAAUGUUUACUCAAGGACUAAAAUAAGUGUGUUUUUAAAAUGUAAUGUUUAUCUACCUUAGUGGCUUUCAUUGUGGAAUAAUCCAAGAAAGUAUGGAUCAUAAUUGAGUAUUGCACCAUUUUUCAGACUGUAAACCUAAAAAAACAAGAAAACUGAAAAAAAAAAUCACAUAUGUAUAAAAAAAAUGCAGCAAAAAAAAAAAAAAAAAGUAUUUUGCAGACCUGUGGCCAUAGAUUGGGGUAGAAGGACUUCAGCUCUCCCAAAUCUGAGCAGCGGAGAGAGUGAAGGACGAGACAUCAGACUGAGCCUUGGCUUGUAGGGCUCACUUCAGAGGUGCCUACCUUUUUGGUUUGUUAGCUUUUUGUUCUGUUUUCACGUAUGUUCAAUUCACUCAUGUUGUCAUUCAUUUUCCUGCAAGGCCACUGACAGUUUACAAACACUUUGUUUUUUUCUGGAGUUCAGAAAAAAUGAGCAACACAAAAGAAUUAAACCAAUGGAACGUUGGAAAAAGAAGAAAAACAAAAAGGACAAAUGCUUCCAUUAAAAAAAAAAAGAAAAAAGAAAGAAAAAAGUGCAACACUUCACAGAAUGAAGAUUUAUUGUGCUACUUUCAGAACUCUGGGAUUGAACAGUGUUGUCUUGUUCUGUUUAACCUUCUUUGUUCUGUGUUAAAGUUGAUUUCAUGGACUAUCUGAAGCCUGUAUGUUUUAUUUUGAUUAUAUAUAUUUUUUUUCCUUUAUAUAAAAACAACAGAAAAAGAAAAGGAAAAAAAAAAAAGACAUGAUUGCUCACUAUCUUGCACACACACGAAAAAGUGGAUCUUGUCUCAGGAAGGCCAGGGUUCCAGAGUACCAACUCCACGCCAUUUUAAUGUACAUUUUUAUGAUGAGUAAAAGAAAAAAAAAAAGGAUGAUUUAGAAGAAACAAUUCUAAGCACUGAAAGUUAUGGAUUUCAGAAGAAGAGAAAAUACCUUUGUUUCUAAAUCCGUAGCAGUUACAUAAUAACCAAAUAAUGGACUUUAAAUGAAAAUGGAGUGCUUUAUAUAUAAAUCUAUAUAUUAAAAUUGCUUUACAUUUAAAAACAAAAAAAAAAUGGUCAAUGAUUUUGAUUGUUAAAAAAAGAAAGAAAAAGACCGUGAAUAACAUGCAAAAUGCUGUAUGUUUGAAUCUUUAUUGUGUUUUCUUAAUGAGGUCCCGUCCUGACUGAAUCAGGAACAUUGUGCAUUACUCUUUCUUUCCUCUCUCUCUCUCUCUCUCUCUCUCUGUCUCUCUCUCUCUCUCUCUCUCUCUCUCUGUGUCUCUCUCUCAUUCUCCCACAGCGGGUAUUAUUAUUAUUAUUAUUGAUAUUAAUAGAUGAAUCAGAAUUUUGUGGAACAUUUUUCACAUUUUGGAGGAUGUUUGUAAAACAUGAGCUGGUUGUAAAGGAUCAUGAAACUAUGCACAAGUGUUGGGGGGGGUGGGGGCGGGAGUGGGUGGAAGACGGGGAUUCUAUGGCCUACUUCAUGGCUGAUCUAUUGCAGGGGUUUUUGGGGAUCCAAUGUGGGGUUUUUUUUUUUGUUUGUUUUUUGGUUUUUUUUCCAAAGGGGGCGGAGGGGCGAGGAGGAGGAGGGGUGGAGAGGUGGUCGAGCCCCCUCGCCUCCAGCUUCCUUCCCCUGAUUUAGAUUGACCUAGCGCUACAUCGCCAUGCUGUGUAUUCCUAAAACCAAUGAGCGUCUCACUCUUUAGCACUGUGGGAUUCUAGCCUGUCACCCUCAAGGGUUUGUUUUGGGGUUUUUUUCUCAGUUGUUGUGGUUUUCUUGGAGGGUGGGGGGUUUGUGGGGGGGGGCACGGGAUUAGGGCUGCUUUUUUUUUUUUUUUUUUGCCUUUUUUUUAAAAAAAAAAAUAUUAAGUAAAAAUGUCUGUACUGAGAUUUAAUGAAAAGUCAGUGGCUUGUAAUGUUUUAUUUUUUUCUCUCUGUAUAUCUCUUCCUCCUCAUAGAAUGUGAUUGUUAAAUGACAUGCACCGAAACAAAUGUUUUCAUGAACUAUGGAGCUUCUUUCAAAUAUUAAUAAAAUAGCUUUUUUUCUUGGCUGUUAAAAAAAA
Scatophagus argus is the source of this 12998-nucleotide messenger RNA. It is a transcript of the gene tnrc6c1, whose product is annotated as trinucleotide repeat containing adaptor 6C1. Gene Ontology annotation, biological process: positive regulation of nuclear-transcribed mRNA poly(A) tail shortening; miRNA-mediated post-transcriptional gene silencing. The record is from RefSeq and is a predicted model, not a curated record. The transcript is spliced from 20 exons. Lineage: Eukaryota; Metazoa; Chordata; Actinopteri; Scatophagidae. Gene Ontology annotation, molecular function: protein binding; RNA binding. Gene Ontology annotation, cellular component: nucleoplasm; P-body. Bases 170 to 5689 code for a protein of 1839 amino acids.